Molecule: messenger RNA, 1209 nt
Organism: Eublepharis macularius
Lineage: Eukaryota; Metazoa; Chordata; Lepidosauria; Squamata; Eublepharidae
Exons: 8
Coding region: 1-1113 (370 amino acids)
Source: RefSeq, a predicted model, not a curated record
AUGGUGGUCGAAGAGCGGCCGUCCUUGGUGGUGCCAUGGGGGGCUGCUUCUCCUGUCAGCGUUGCAGAACUCCAGCUGGAACAUCCCAUAAGCAACACUCAGCACAGACCUGUGUGGUCUGCCGCCCCGAUUCCUUUUCCAAAGUACCUCUCUGAACCAGCUCGAUACAGUCCAGCCCUCCGAUCUUUAGUUUUUUCUCCCUCCAGGUCCAGCUACAGGCAGGAUACAAGGCUGCCCAAGGCUAAAGAGACAGAUACGCAGAAGACUCAGGAAGCCGACUCAGAAAGCGGGCCCCCUGCCCGGGCCUCUCCUCCCGCUGCUGCCGCCCGUGAGCCCUGGUCCCGCUCCGUCCGGAGCCCCCCGGGGGCCUCUCCGGCCCUGGCGAGCGCUGUGGCCGAGGCGAGCGGCCCGGGGGCGGCUGUCACCCUGGAUGCCCUCGAGCAGCAACUGGCCGCCCUCAAGGAGCUGCAGCACCAGUACCUGCAGGGGCAGCUGCGGGUGCGCCGCACGUGCCAGCACUUCCCACGGGCCCUGCGCGCCAUCAGCCUGCAGAUCUGCCGUGCCCGGAGGAGGCUCAUCCGCACCGAAGUGCGACUGAAGCGGCAAGAACGAGAAGCCUCCCCCAGCCCAGCCGAUGUUGCUCAGGUGCCAGUCUUUGAAGGCUUCUCCACCGCCUCCACAUCCAGCUUGGCCCAGGAGCCCGUCUCCCCCAUGGCCUCAGACUCCCGGGGCGUCCUCUUCCUUGGCUCAAGCGCCUCCAGUUUUUCCCUCUCCCUGCACCCCUCCCCUCCCCCUCCCCCCUCCUCUCCUCCUCUGCGGCCAGAUCCAAGGGACCUCCAAGAAGCGCUGGCAACGCUUUUGGAACGGCAAGCCCACCACCUCCGGGACCGGAAAAGGGACCUCCGUGGCUGUCAGGAGUGCCUAAAAACCCUCAAGGCCUUGAGGGCGCAGCUGCGCAAUGUACGGAAGAGGCUCUGGGCGCUGGAGGCCGAGUUAGGGAUCCAGGUGCCCCCCCGGGAACUGGAUGCCGACGACGAACAGGAGGAGGAGAAAGAGGAGGCCGAGCUCCUGCCAGGAGCCCUCAGCACAAGCAGAGACAAGCAAGAGGACUGAGGGUACGAGCCCUGGACGGGCAGCGUGGGCAGUGCCAGGAAGGGACUUGCAGCAGAGCGUCUGUCCCAGCAACUCUCUGUGUCCUUCCUUGCCAAG